AUGUCUGUCUCAGAAGUUGACAAGUACCUUUGGUUGGCCUACUGCAAGGCAGUACAGAAUGCUGUUGGCGGCCUGCCUGGACACAAGCCAGCCCUUUUCUUUACCAAAAAGGCUCAAAAGGCACCCGUUGCAUCGCCAGACGUUGAUCCAGCAUACACAAACUAUGGCAUCAACAACAUUAUCAACAACUUUCUGCAGACAAACGAUCUAUUCUUCGACCCAUCUCACCACAAGACCUACACGCAAUGCCUUCUCGAGUACCUACUUUCAGUCAAGAUCGGCGAUGGAAACCAAACUCGCAUAACCAUGACAGGACGAACCCUAACUGGCGCUCUUGACCAAGCACUGCGCGAGAGAGAGCGCGCACUAGACAAGUUCGAGAAGGAAGAAGAUCAUGGACUGACUGGUGAACAAGACUUUUCCCAGUGGUGGCCUUCGCAUGCACCGGCAUACUCUGCCGCCAAGUCAAAGGUCGAAGCUGUGGCUGCUGACUAUAAAGCCCUCCUCCUCAACACUGGAGGUCCAGCUGCCAGUCAGCUCGCGAGAGAUUUCAACAGAAUUAUCCAAGCUUUGAUUGGUGGACAGUUUAUUGACGGAAUCACCAUGCCAGCUUGUCACGCUUCGGCUGAAGUCACUAGGGAACUCCUAGAGAAAGACAGAACACCACAUGCCAUCACAUAUGUUCCUGAGUUUAUGUCUCCCCAGUACACAUCCCAGAUUGAGCACUGGAUGAACGGAGUUGGCGAUGGAGACUCAUCUAUGCAGAUUAAUGUCGCGGAUGGAAAUGGCAAAGGAAGCACCAAUGAGAAGGGCUUGUCCUUUGGUUCUGUCGACACCGAUACAAACCUCGACGUUCAAUUCUCCUACGAUGAGAUUCAAACUGUCGCGGUCCCAGCUGGUGACUGGAAUGUCCCAAGCCCUGGCCGACGAUACCAACUUUCCAGCACAGCUUCUGAAGAGUCUCGCAAGCUUGCCUUCCCAGAUUAUCUCGUCGUGGUAAGAAACCUUGGUUUUAAGAUCAGCAUCCGAGACGACAAGCUUGCAAGACAAGUCGACGACAUGUUUGAGCAAGCCAAGGACGCAGGAGGCUCUGUGCGUGUCUUUGGUAUACCUGCCACCCCAGAGGGCAACCCAGAUAAAGCUACAGAGGAGAAUGCGCACAUCGCUGAGUGGGAUCGAGGGAAUGGAAUGCUCUUGGUUCGACCCACGACUGACGCCGGCUUCGCCUCUGUCGUGGCCCUUGUCGGUGAGCUGAACAUCAGUCAGUAG
Fusarium graminearum PH-1 is the source of this 1269-nucleotide messenger RNA. RefSeq lists its product as uncharacterized. NCBI's taxonomy places the organism in Eukaryota, Fungi, Ascomycota, Sordariomycetes, Hypocreales, Nectriaceae. The record is from RefSeq and is a predicted model, not a curated record. The transcript is spliced from 6 exons. The coding region runs from base 1 to 1269 and encodes 422 amino acids.